Molecule: messenger RNA, 3697 nt
Organism: Rattus norvegicus (Norway rat)
Lineage: Eukaryota; Metazoa; Chordata; Mammalia; Rodentia; Muridae
Source: RefSeq, a predicted model, not a curated record
CAGGCCGCAGAAGCUGCGGCUGCGCACAAAGCUUGCGGGGGGUGGGGGGAGGAACAUGGCGCAAGCUCUGUCUGAAGAGGAGUUUCAACGGAUGCAGACACAGCUCCUGGAACUCCGGACAAAUAACUACCAGCUUUCAGAUGAACUCCGGAAGAAUGGUGUUGAACUUUCCAGUCUUCGACAGAAGGUCGCCUACCUGGAUAAGGAAUUCAGUAAAGCUCAAAAGGCACUAAGCAAGAGCAAGAAAGCUCAGGAAGUGGAGGUACUGCUGAGUGAAAAAGAGAUGCUGCAGGCAAAGCUGCACAGCCAGGAGGAGGACUUCCGUUUGCAGAACAGUACACUUAUGGCCGAGUUCAGCAAGCUCUGCAGCCAGCUGGAGCAGCUGGAGCUGGAGAACCGACAACUCAAGGAAGGGGUUCCUGGAGCAGCUGGACCACAUGUGGACGGGGAGCUGCUGAGGCUGCAGGCAGAGAACACAGCCUUGCAGAAGAACAUGGCAGCACUGCAGGAGCGCUAUGGGAAAGAGGCUGUGAGGCCCUCCGCUGUCAGUGAGGGCCAAGGAGAUCCACCAGGAGAUGUACUCCCCAUUUCCUUGUCUCCCAUGCCAUUGGCAGAAGUGGAGCUGAAGUGGGAAAUGGAGAGAGAAGAAAAAAAGUUGCUUUGGGAACAGCUACAAGGCUUAGAGAGCUCAAAGCAAGCUGAAACCUCCAGACUCCAGGAGGAACUUGCUAAGCUCUCUGAGAAAUUGAAAAAGAAACAGGAAAGUUUUUGCCGUCUACAGACAGAGAAGGAAACACUGUUUAAUGAUAGCAGGAACAAAAUUGAAGAAUUGCAACAACGGAAGGAAGCUGAUCUGAAAGCCCAGUUGGCUCGCACCCAAAAACUACAGCAGGAACUUGAGGCUGCCAAUCAGAGCUUGGCAGAGCUAAGAGAUCAGCGGCAGGGGGAGCGUCUGGAGCAUGCAGCAGCACUGCGGGCCCUACAAGAUCAGGUGUCCAGCCAGAGUGCAGAUGCGCAGGAACAAGUGGAAGGGCUAUUGGCUGAGAACAAUGCCUUGAGGACUAGCUUGGCCGCUCUGGAGCAGAUCCAGACAGCAAAGACACAGGAACUGAAUAUGCUUCGGGAACAGAACACUGAACUGGCAGCCGAGUUAAAGCAUCGACAGGCUGACUAUGAAGAGCUUAUGGGACAGAAAGACGACCUCAACUCCCAGCUCCAGGAGUCGUUAAGGGCCAAUAGCCGGCUGCUGGAACAACUACAAGAAAUGGGGCAGGAGAAGGAGCAGCUGAUCCAGGAUCUCCAGGAAGCUCGGAAGAGUGCUGAGAAAAGGAAGGUCAUGCUGGAUGAGCUAGCCAUGGAGACACUGCAGGAGAAGUCCCAGCACAAAGAAGAAUUGGGGGCUGUCCGGUUACGGCAUGAGAAGGAGAUGCUGGGGGUGCGAGCCCGUUAUGAGCGGGAGCUUCGAGAACUGCAUGAGGACAAGAAACGGCAGGAGGAGGAGCUCCGGGGGCAGAUUCGUGAGGAGAAGGCUCGAACAAGGGAAUUAGAAAAUCUUCAGCACACAGUGGAAGAACUUCAGGCUCAGGUACACUCCAUGGAUGGAGCCAAGGGCUGGUUUGAACGGCGCCUGAAGGAAGCUGAGGAAUCCUUACUGCAGCAAGAGCAGGAACAGGAGGAAACCCUCAAGCAGUGCCGGGAGCAGCACGCUGCCGAGCUGAAGGGCAAGGAGGAAGAGCUUCAGAAUGUUCGAGAUCAGCUCCAGCAGGCCCAGGAAGAGCGAGAUGGCCAUGUGAAGACCAUCAGCAACCUGAAGCAGGAGGUAAAGGACACAGUGGACGGGCAGCGGAUCCUGGAAAAGAAAGGCAGUGCUGUGCUCAAAGACCUUAAGAGGCAGCUGCACCUAGAGCGGAAGCGGGCUGAUAAGCUGCAGGAACGGCUGCAGGAGAUCCUGACUAACAGCAAGAGCCGCACAGGCCUUGAGGAGCUGGUUCUCUCUGAGAUGAACUCACCAAGCAGGACCCAGACAGGGGACAGCAGUAGCGUCUCCUCCUUCAGCUACCGGGAGAUCUUGAAGGAAAAGGAGAGUUCAGCCAUCCCAGCCAGGUCUCUAUCCAGCAGUCCUCAGGCGCAGCCCCCUCGGCCAGCAGAGCUGUCAGAUGAGGAAGUGGCUGAGCUGUUUCAGAGGCUGGCCGAGACACAGCAGGAGAAAUGGAUGCUGGAGGAGAAGGUGAAACACCUGGAGGUGAGCAGCGCCUCGAUGGCGGAAGACCUCUGUCGGAAAAGUGCCAUCAUUGAGACCUACGUCAUGGACAGCCGGAUUGAUGUGUCUGUGGCAGCAGGCCACACAGACCGAAGUGGGCUGGGCAGUGUCCUGAGAGACCUAGUGAAGCCCGGCGAUGAGAACCUUCGGGAAAUGAACAAGAAGCUGCAGAACAUGUUGGAGGAGCAACUCACCAAGAACAUGCACUUGCACAAGGCGAGUGUGGACCACCAGACUGCCCAUCCAUCCCUCCAACCACUUGCCCACACCGUCCCUGGCAGUGUCCUUCCAACUGGCCCUUGCCCCCCGCCCCAACUACCACCUUCCAGUCCUGCACCACCCUUUUGUGUUCACCUUUUCUACCCUCCAAUCAACUUCCCUGGUUAGCCUAUCAGUCUGCCAUCUGUCUUCCGCCCACUCGUGGAUACAUUUGCUGCCCGUUUCCCCAUGUACCUGCUCUACCAACUCUCUGUCAAACUCUCAUCUCCAAGGCUGCCAUUCACUUCCCAAUGCAUUGGUCUUUCAUGAAUUCAUCAAUCUGCCUUUUACCCCACCUACUUGUCACCUGCCUACCUACCUGCCUUCUUGUCCUCUCCGAAGUUCAUUUGUGAACCGAUCUGCCUGCCAUACAUCCACCCACACAUUAACUCCCCCUACCCCGCCCAACUGCUCCUUCAUCACUGAGGGGGUCAUAGCCAGGUCUUGCCGUGAAGAAGCAAGCUCGAAUUUGUUAUAAAGAGAAGGUGGUGGAUCUUCUGCCCAAGGCCGGAUACCACUGUCAGUCUAUCUGACUACAGAUAACACCUCAUAUUUGCCAACAGAGCUGUCCCUUUGUUCCCCUCCUCUAGCUCCUGAUGGCUCGUUUGUUUCUUAGGACAUGGAAGUUCUAUCCCAAGAAAUUGUGCGGCUCAGCAAGGAAUGCGUGGGGUCCCCUGACCCAGACCUAGAACCUGGAGAAGCCAACUAAAGAUCUACAGGCCUCGACUAUCCCAGUCCUUUCCAGAAUGCCACUCACUCCCUUGGGCUGCGGUGGGAAAAUAUGGAGGCUGGCACCAAAUCUCAUAGUUUGGGAGAUGGACAUUAAAGGGGCUAGAGGCCUGUAUGUGGCUGGUGUUGAUGACCCUGAUGUAUGGCAGAGGCCCUUGGGGAAAAGAGAUCCUAAGGGAAGGGCAGGGAGUUUUCCUUUUCGGCUCUGGUUCCCAGGGUCAUCUGCCUUCAACUGUGCAUGAACUCUCCCUCCCAGAGACCAACUGUGUUUCAUUUUAUUUUAUUUUUUAAUUUAUGUCUGGAAGCCUGGCUAAACUCUGCAUUUGGGACUGGGGGUGUUGGGUGGGGGUGCAGUCCAUGUUCAAUGUUCCAGCAACGUGUGUAUGUGUGUGAGUGUGUGUGUAAAGGCUAUGUGGCCAAAAUACUAUCUGGCCAGAUGGGCCCACCCAC